Pygocentrus nattereri (red-bellied piranha) is the source of this 3822-nucleotide messenger RNA. Its product is annotated as endoplasmic reticulum protein SC65-like. The transcript has 7 exons. The record is from RefSeq and is a predicted model, not a curated record. Gene Ontology annotation, biological process: peptidyl-lysine hydroxylation; collagen fibril organization. Gene Ontology annotation, molecular function: collagen binding; protein binding. NCBI's taxonomy places the organism in Eukaryota, Metazoa, Chordata, Actinopteri, Characiformes, Serrasalmidae. Bases 572 to 1873 code for a protein of 433 amino acids. Gene Ontology annotation, cellular component: endoplasmic reticulum.
AAAGAGUAACAGAUAUUUUCAAAUUAUGUCAAAAAAUGCCAAAAAUGGAGAUACAAGGUUUUCUUCUGACAGCAACGAUAUGCUGGUUUUGUUGGUGACCAGUCAUGUUGAUCUAUAUAGCAGGGGUACCUUAGCCUUAUGCAACAAAACUAAAGAAGAAAGUUUUGGACAACAUGUCUUGGCAUGUUGACUACAUUUGGGGUCAGAGGGAGUCAUGCAACUUAUAUUUUUCCAAACUACAGUAUUCCUUUAAACAGUAAUAACUGUUGAGAUGGUUGUGGUCACUGGGAUCAGCAACACUGGCUGGGCUGUUUGAAACACCGGCCCCCUUUUGCCUGUUUGCAUACAAUCUCCUGCACAUAUUUCGGAAGCCCCAAGUCCCUUAAGUGUUUUCACACGCACACACACACACACACACACACACACAUACACACACACACACACACACACAAACACACACACACACACACACACACACACACACACACAGUCUUCCACAUCUCCAUUUUCGAGGACUCUGAACGUGGUUCAGUUUGGUUAUAUUUAAACGUGCUGUUAUGACAACGGCCAAAUGUCCAGCUCUACGAUGACCAAGCAGCCAUGUGUGGUGGUAGUUUCUUUGUUCCUCAUUGUCUGGUUUGCUCUUCCGGAAGCUGUUGUUUCUGGAAACGGCCCCAAAGAUUAUCCACUGACCCUUGAGUUUGCUUAUGGUCAAGCCCUGGACCACUAUGUGGCGGAAAACUGGAAAGAAAGCGUCACCUACUUGAAGCUGAGCCUCCGUCUGUACCGGCUCAUGAAGGAAAGUGUGGCCUUCUGCUGCAACAGCUGCAGACAUGGUGAUCUAGACGGCGACCCUGCUGUGGGUCAAUCCGCUGACCCGGGGCUUCGGACAUUCUGGCACAUUCUUCUGCGUGCGUCUUGUGUGAAGAGGUGCAAAAUUCGCUUCCCACCCUCUGUGUUCAGACCCCUGGGGAAAGAAAUUACAGAGGAUUUCGAGAGAAGGACACCAUACCAGUAUCUACACUUUGCCUAUCAUGAGCUAGACGAGACGGAGAACGCUGCGUCAGCAGCACACACGUAUCUGCAGAAGAACCCAAACGACACCCUGAUGGUGGAGCGCAUGAAGAUUUACACCAGCAUUCCUGGCCUGGAGGACUCCCUCACCAAUCACGAAGAGAGACAGUAUGAGAGGAGUUUCCUGACCGCUGUGUUGCUGUUGAACUCCGGAGACUACAGCGGCUCUGUCAUUGAUAUGGAAGAGGCGCUGAGAGAGUAUCUACAGGAACACGCUCUGUGUACUGCGGCCUGUGAGGGAGCGGUUGAUGUCGUAAUGCACCAAGAGCUGUAUGCUUCUUUAGCAGAUGCUUGCAUUGAGGCUCUAAGGUGUAAGGUCAAAUGUGAAGAAAACCUGAUACCCAGUGUGGGAGGAUUCUUUGUGGAGAAGUUUGUGGCUACCAUGUACCAUCAUCUCCAGUUUGCCUAUUAUAAAAUGAAUGACGCUCGCAGAGCUGUUCCUUGCGCCUCUAGCUACAUGCUGUUCGACCCUUCAGAUGAAGUCAUGAAGCAGAAUAUGCACUACUACUAUGAAUACAGGCAGCAGUGGGGUCUACAGCAGCGCCACUUCUACCCACGACCGGAGGCAGAACGAUAUUUUAAUCAAACAGCCACACAGAGGCGGAUGCUGGAGUAUACAGAGAAAUACCUGCAGCAGCACGACGAGGAAGUGGUGUGGACCAAUGAGGAACGCUCAGGGGAGAAGAGCAUCUCUCUGGAUCAGGAGUUUGAAGGGAAUGGAGAUUAUGAAGAAGGCAUCUAUGCAAAAUGGAGUCAGGAACCCAAGAGUAAAUGGGACUCUGGAGAACCAGAGGACUGACAACUUAUGACAAUCUGACAAUCUAUGUAAAAUGUUCUACGUCAACCCAGCUCUGGUCCUGGAGAGCUGGUGUCCAGGUAGUUGCCCUACUGAAAGCCAGCUCAAAAAACUGGCAAUUUAACAGGUUGAAUCAGGUGUGUUUGAGCAGGUAAACCACCAGACUGUGCUGGACACCAGCCCUCCGGGACCAGAGGUGUCCCCAUGAUCUGUGUAAAGAAAUAGAGUUUAGGGAUUAAACAGAUAAAGACUAAUAUUAUGCUAUUAUAGCACUGCACAUCAUGAGAAAAGCUCAUUAUAGAAAGUUGAUCCAGAAUGAAAACAUUUGUUGGAAGGCACUGCUUGAUGACUACAUUUGUUAAAGCAGUAUUUCAGCCUAAUUUUAAACAGCCAGUUGUUUUUUUUUUAUCAUGUUAUUUUGUAUAAUGUAAAAUUUUAUCCAUCAUCAUGAUGGCUGUUAUUGUAUUAUCCUAUUUUGUUAUCCUAUCAGGUUUUAUUCAGUACUUCAGGUGAUGAUGGGGCAGUUCAGCUUAGUUUUGGAGAGAAUUUUGUUGAGCUCGGGUCAGUUUCACACAAGGUUUUUUGGGCUUGGGACAGUUUUGGACAGAACUUUGCUGGGCUCUGGUCAGUUUUGUGAAGAAUUUUUUUGGGCUCGGGUUAGUUUUGGAAAGAAUUUUGUUGAGCUUAGGUCAGUUUCAGACAGUAUACUGCUGGGCUUUGUCAGUUUCAGACAGAAUUUUCUUGGGCUUGGGUCAGUUUCAGACAGAAUUUCGUUGAGCUUGGGUCAGUUUCAGACAGAAUUUUGUUGGGCUCGGGUCAGUUUCGGACAGAACUUUGCUGGGCUCGGGUCAGUUUCAGACACAAAACCUGGAUGCGAUUUGGCUGGGGUCAGGUGCAAAGUCAAAACAUGAUGCUGCGUGUUGGUUUUGGCUCAGACUGAAAGUUUAAAUUUCAGACAAAUUAAACCUCUUCAACUCCUGAUUAAUAAUAAUUCUCUACCUUCUUUUUUACCUUGGCUAGCUCAAAAAUAAAAACAAUACAUAUCGUACCAUCUAAAAGACAAAUUUCAGAUUUUCCUGUAAACUUUCAUCUAAAUGUAAUUACUCUUACCCCUCCAAUAAUCCAGAGAAACUACUCAGCUCAAAGACGUGAUACUGCGCUUCACAGGGAAGUAUCUCAAGUACAGAAGCAAAGGCUUAGUGAUAUCCUGGUCAAGUAGACAUAAAUGGAAUUCAUCGAUAUAUUUUUUUACAAAUAUAAAAACUCUACCUUAAAUUGGGAUUUCAGUAUUUUUUCCCACAUUUUUAAACAAGUAAAAGGUAAACACAAAGUCAUACAGAGUGGUUUGAUGUGAAAUGCUCCUAUCUAGACAAACCGAGCCAGAAUUGUUCACAGUGGUGGUGAUAGGAACCAGAUGUCUGAAUUUAAUACCCCUAAAAGCUCCUUCCCAGAUAAUUACUACAUGAAAUGGUUGUGAAUACGCUGCCUGAUAGUUUUGGCCUUUUUGCACAGAAUAAAACAUCAUGAACCCCAGAGUCGUAACAGUCUAAGACUAUUUUAACCUGCCUGGCUAUAUUUGUGUUGUAGACCACCACUGUAAAGUCAGCAAUAUUAUCUACAACAAACCAUUCUGAAUACUUUUGUUUACAUCUUAACCUCUAAAUGAUGCAGAGAUUUUGGAAAAUCCCCUUUAAAGCUUUCCUUUGUAAACCUGUAAGCACUACUUUCACAGUAUCAAUACACAACACACACAGAAGGCUUUUCAUAUUGUCGUUUUAUUUCAGUCUCUUAAACAGCAUGGGCUCUCUUCAAAAACCAACUCUUUUCAAAGGGUCACAACAGGCUGUCCAGUCUGCAGGAAACGGACUCACCUCCUUUCAAGCUAAUCACAAGAGUCACCGCAUUCAUCAAAACUCCUUUCUAAAGGAAUGGAACUGAAGUUCAAAUGUAAA